UUUACGAUAACGAGUGUAUAUUGAGUUAGCCACUUUACUUCCUGUUGAUUUUACAUAAAGCCAGCUUUAAUUUGAACACACUCACACACUUUGUAUCACGUUGGGGGACGGAGUAACUAGUCGCCAGUGUAUGCUGCAAUGAAUUAUUGUGAACGUGAAGUCCACGCAGCAGAGUCCGUCGCCUACCUCAACAGAGCACUGUUCAGGUUGCAGGAUAUUUGGGAAGAAAUCGGGAUCCCGGAGGAGCAGCGCCUACAGAGGACCAAUGAUGUUCACAAGCACAUUAAAGGUUUGUUGGACCUAAUGAUAGCAGAGGAGGAGGAGCUCAAGAAGAGAUUAUUGAGAGACAUAGAAAGUCAUCUUAAGGAACUUAAACAUUUGUGCAGUGAACUUCAGCUGCCCCCCUUUGAGGAGGAGGAUGGCUGCACCAUGUUGCAGAUGGAGAAGAAUAGCCGCACGCGCCUAGAAGUGAUGAAGGAGCAGAAGAAGAAAAGAGUGGACGAGCUCAAGGGCCUCGUUGGAAAAGACCGUGAGCUGUGUGACAUUAUGUGCACUACCCCAUUUUGCAUCGACCAGGACUCCAUCCCAUCGCUGCCGCAGCUGGAGACCUAUCGUGCCCACCUGGAUGGACAGAUCAAAGAAAAGGAGCGUCGUCACAAUGAAUUUGUGAGUGUCAAGAAGGAGAUCAUCGUGUGCAUGGAGGACCUGGAGCGGCACCCGGAGACCAGCUUUGAGAUGGAUGUGAUGUGUGAGGACGAGGAGGCAUUUUGUCUGUCAAAUGACAACAUUGCUGCACUCAAACUGCUACUCAGUCAGUUACAAGAACGUAAGGCAGAGAAUGAGCUCCGUUGUUCAGCUUUCCGCACUAAGAUCCAGGAGCUGUGGGAAAGACUUCAGAUUCCCCAAGAGGAGCGGGAAGCCCUCUCCGAGCAUAUGGCCCAGUCAAAGAAGAGAAACAUUGAAGCACUCCAGACUGAGGUCCAGCGUCUAGAGGUGCUGAAAAUGCAGAGUAUGAAAAGUGUCAUCGAGGCCAUCAGAGUGGAGAUUGGCCUUCUCUGGGAGAAAUGCUUCUACAGCCAAGAACAACAGCUAGCCUUUGUUGCGUAUCAUGAUGGUGAUUUCACCGAAGAGCUUCUAAACCUGCACGAGGCUGAGGUCAGGACCCUGAAGAAGUAUUACGAGGACCACAGAGAACUCUUUGAGGGAGUCACAAAAUGGCAGGGGAACUGGACCUUGUACUUGGAGCUUGACAAAAAGGCUAAUGACCCCACAAGGUUCAACAAUCGAGGUGGGAACCUUCUGAAAGAAGAGAAGCAAAGAGCCGACCUGCAGAAAAGUUUGCCCAAGCUGGAAAAGACUCUGAAGGCCCAAAUUGAUGUUUGGGAGCAGGAGCAUGGCAAGGAAUUCCUGGUCAAUGGACAGAAGUUUCUUGAGUACGUGCAGCAGCAGUGGACGCACCACCACACCGAAAAGGAGCAAGAGAAACUGGAACGGCAACUAAAGAAAACUAAACAGACACAGGAAGACAUGUUGUAUGGAACCUCGAUGAGAACACCAUCCAAACGGCGGAUAGCAGGGACCCCCACACCUGGAAAAGUCAGAAAGCUCAAUGGCACCUCGACUAUCUCCACUCCAACCAGCUUCCUUAGCUCAGGCCUCGGUGGAACCAUGUGCCAGUCCUCCAUCCAGAAAACACCACUGACUGCCAGCAAGGGUCUUGGCCUGCGAACCGUUGGACAUGGAAAGACUCCCCGUGCACUAGACCGAAACAAGGAAAACAUCUCCCAUCUUAAUAGAAAUACUCCGAGUGGCACACUAAGGUCUCAGGAUACUCAAGAUCACACCAUCACCUUUAACUCUUUUGCUGGCUCCUAUUCGGAAUUUGCGAGAGACCUCUCAAAGGCUUCUAAAUCGACUGUGAAGUCAGGAGUGCUGAACUCCACUGUCAGUCAGUGAUGAGACGAAGCAGCUGCUCCGGUGCCGGACGUCUUCCAGCUCAGCGGUAGUUUAGUGUAGUUUUCACAUAGUGGACAAGAGGGAACUUUAUUCUAAACUUCUUUUUUAAAAAAUGUAAAUAUUUUAAUCUGUCUCUCUUCAGCAAUCCUGUUUUCCUAAGACUUUAUUUCAGGGUUACUGAGCAGAGAGCAGCUUUCUCUGCUGUAUGUAUUUUGUGGCAAGUUAAUGAUGUUUGUACCAAGGCUGUCGUGGCUUUUUAUUUGACUUUUUUUUUGUGGGGUUAUAGUCUUUUUGUUUUUAAACAAAAUGUUAUUUACACAUGUAGAGCACUACAUUGUUUUAGUACUGCAGCAGGUAUAGAGUCUCCAGCUGGAAUGACAGCUACAUUUGCUUUUUAUAAAUCAACCUGUAAAUAAACAUUUAAAAAAAACGUU
Morone saxatilis (striped sea-bass) is the source of this 2390-nucleotide messenger RNA. RefSeq names its product protein regulator of cytokinesis 1-like. The record is from RefSeq and is a predicted model, not a curated record. Gene Ontology annotation, biological process: microtubule cytoskeleton organization; mitotic spindle midzone assembly. Gene Ontology annotation, molecular function: microtubule binding. The coding region runs from base 139 to 1956 and encodes 605 amino acids. The transcript is spliced from 14 exons. Gene Ontology annotation, cellular component: spindle; cytoplasm; mitotic spindle midzone. NCBI's taxonomy places the organism in Eukaryota, Metazoa, Chordata, Actinopteri, Moronidae.